Messenger RNA from Drosophila gunungcola (fruit fly), 878 nucleotides. Its product is annotated as peritrophin-1. Gene Ontology annotation, cellular component: extracellular region. NCBI's taxonomy places the organism in Eukaryota, Metazoa, Arthropoda, Insecta, Diptera, Drosophilidae. Gene Ontology annotation, molecular function: chitin binding. Bases 108 to 866 code for a protein of 252 amino acids. The record is from RefSeq and is a predicted model, not a curated record. The transcript is spliced from 2 exons.
UCGGCUGCUGAUUUUUUUUACGGGAAAAGUCCCAGAAAUAUGUCCAUAAAUAUAAUGGUGAAACCGUCGACAUCUUUCAGUAGAAGACUCAAGUCGAAACCGCUAAAAUGCCCAGAUUUCUUGUAUACCUCUGCCUCGUACUGCUGCUGUGGAGUUUCCAAAUAGCUGCAGAUCACUUCGAUGAAUGUGACGGGGUUGACGACGAAACGUUCGUCCAGAGUUGGGAAAACUGCCAGUCGUAUGUCUACUGCCAGGGUGAGGAUUCGUUGAAGGGCGAGUGCGAUGAGGGGGAAUACUUUGAUGCGGAGACGGGGGGAUGCGAUGUGGCCGCGAAUGUGCAAUGCUUCCUGGACGAAGUCGAUGAACCUGCAGAUCCAGAGCCCGAACCGGAAGAGGAAGUCACACCCGCCACGCCAAGACCAACAGAUCCUCCAACCGAAGCACCAACCGAAGUGGACAUCCUGAACAUUGCCCCAGUUGUUAAGCCCAACUGCCCGUUCAGCGAUGAUCCCAGUCAGGUCAUAUUAAUGGCCAGCAACGAAUCGUGCACCAACUAUUUUCUCUGCUAUCAUGGACAUGCCAUGGAAAUGCAUUGCACCAAUCAGUUGUACUUCAAUUCCCUCACCGGACAGUGUGAUUACCCCGAGAAAGUUCAGUGUGCGCUGGACGAUCCACGGUCCCACAAAUGUCUGCCCCACAUGACCGAGUUCUUUCCACACCCGGACAACUGCAACUACUUCUACUACUGCAUCAAGGGAUUCCUGACCCUGCAGCAGUGCCCCUUUUACUACGGCUGGGACAUCGAGCGGCGGAGUUGUGUGCAGAUUGGUGUGGCGAAAUGCUACGGAAACUCCCGCCGAACUUAGGCCGGAAACUGC